This is a messenger RNA of Corticium candelabrum, 2074 nucleotides long. RefSeq lists its product as uncharacterized. Gene Ontology annotation, cellular component: cytoplasm; nucleus. The transcript is spliced from 7 exons. Gene Ontology annotation, molecular function: poly(ADP-ribose) glycohydrolase activity. Bases 55 to 1977 code for a protein of 640 amino acids. The record is from RefSeq and is a predicted model, not a curated record. NCBI's taxonomy places the organism in Eukaryota, Metazoa, Porifera, Homoscleromorpha, Homosclerophorida, Plakinidae. Gene Ontology annotation, biological process: carbohydrate metabolic process; nucleotide-sugar metabolic process; ATP generation from poly-ADP-D-ribose.
UCGAAUUUAGACCACGUGACCUAGUUUAUUUGAUUUCCCGAAUGUGAGUGCGGGAUGUCUGUCGUCGCCCUUCCAUGUGACAAUGAACGAAAUUGGAGGCGCCUUAUGCAGCUGUUCUCUCGUAUAAGUAGUUGCAGGGAUGUCUACUCUCUGCAGGCUUUGCUCACAGACGUAGCAGCAGUGACAAAUCGUGCUGGCCAGACAAGAAGAAGCGAAGUGUCAGGCUUGGACAUAUUCUUCGACCAAUACGCUCUUCCAGAAGAGUCCAGGCGCUUUUUUGCGUCUACACUUCCUUUCAUUGCGAAACUGGCCGCCCACCUCAAGCAAGAGGUUGGCGACGUUGUGGGCAUUCCAGUGAAAAGCGGAGAACACGACAUCUCUUUGAAGAGAUCCGUCGUUGCCUGUUUGUUGGCUUGUGGAGUUCUCUGUGCAUUUCCUGCUGGACGUGGAGUAGGAAGUCUCAACUUUGUCAAGUUCUACAGCAGCUUCAACAAUUUAAAACUUGACCGAUGUCAGUCUCAGUCUGCUAAGUUUCGGUGUAUUAUUCAUUAUUUCGAGCGUCUACGUCAACGUGGAUUAGAGAAUAUUUGUGGUCAUGUGAUUUAUAGUCGUAGAGUGUUGUCGAGCAUUCCGACUCUCGAUUGGUGGACAGAGAGUGCGUUGCCUCUCUGUACGAUUGAAGUCAUCGAGAAUGCUGGAGUAGAAGACUCAGGUGAUGAGACGCUGCAGGUCGACUUUGCGGCAAGACAUAUUGGUGGUGGUGUGUUGGCAACAGGACGAGUGCAGGAAGAAAUUCGCUUUUGUAUUAAUCCUGAGCUCAUUGCUUCUAUGCUAUUUAUGGAUCCCAUGGAGUCACACGAAGCUAUUGUUAUCAGGGGCACUGAAAGAUUCUCUUUAUACACCGGGUAUGGACAGACUCUGAAAUUUGCAGGAGACUAUCAAGAUGACUCAAGGCGCGACGAAGCCGGUGAUCUCAUGACCUCUAUUGUCGCAAUCGACGCUGUGAAUGUGAACAACCUACACAGUACGAGUCAGUAUUCGACAGACGUGAUACUGCGAGAUCUCCUCAAAGCAUACGCAGGCUUUCUGUCGCCAAAACCUGAUUUGUCAUCACCAAUCACAUCACGUGAUUCGAACGCAACUUUCCAUGAGAUCACAGCCUAUGCUGAUCGAUUGGUGACGACCGUAAUGGAUUCGGUGAGAUGUACCAUGGGGCAGUCGGAAUCAUCGUACCUUCAUCAACAGACACAGUCUCAGUCUCUUAGCGAUUUUGCCGAUCUUCAAGUGGCUGCUAUCAUGCAGUCUGUCAAAGAGGUAUUAGACGCCAGUUCAUCUACAUCUUCGGCAACCGGUUUUAGUUGCCCUCUCAUUGAUGGUGUCAUCACAUCAGCUCCAGAAGUGCCAUACAUUGAACAGUUGAGAUCAUCAACUGGUGAUAUGAGUGUUGAUCAGUAUGCCGACAUAUUAGUAUCUGAAGCAAUGGCAAGCGGGAUGAGAGAACAUGCCACCAAUGAGAGUAAUCAGACUCUGGAUGAGUGGGCCACUAAAUUUGUCGAGGCAAUUUUGUGGCAGCCGACCUUACAUUCGAAGGCUGCUUGUAUGGACGGACCGUGUGGUGGUUGGUCACCAGCGUCGUGCGAUGUUGUUUCAGGAGGAACCGGAUCGACUGAGCGAUAUCGUGCUGUGGCAACAGGUAACUGGGGAUGUGGAGCGUUUGGUGGAGAUCCUCAGCUUAAGUCGCUAAUACAGUGGAUGGCAAUAUCGGCGGCUGGACGUCCAGCCAUGCUCUACUAUCCAUAUAACAACAAACAAGUAGAGCAGCUGCAGGACGUAGCGAAACAUGUUACCUGCAAACAGUGGACCGUCGGUGACAUGAUGAGAGCGCUCGUCAAAUAUUCUAAGAAACACAACAGCAAGAAGGCAGCAGACAGAAAGCAAGUGUCGAUGGACCUCUUUGAUUAUAUCAGAUCACUCUGAAUGUAUUAGCAAUGAUGCCUGACUUCUAAUAAUUCUGUCAUUGCACUCUAUUUCAAAAUAACUCGAUGCGAUUUCCUUCAAAUGGAAGUACACUAGA